AUGGCAAGUGAGGGAGAGAGUUUUCUAGCCUUAGUGCAUUGCUGUGGUAAAAUUAAAAAAAGUAAAAGCGAGGGUGUGAAGUUCACUGAUAGAGAACCACUGAGUGUUUUCAUCAGUUCGUCAAGCUCCUUAUCAGAUUUGAAGAACAGCAUCUUGCAGAAGCUUGGCGUGUUUGGUAGCAAGUGGGUGAAGAAAAUAUACUACAAUAUCCCCAUCGCAGUUGUCUCGACCGGUGUUAAGUAUGAUACCUUUGUGGUUAAGGCUGAUGAAGAUCUUAGGGUUUUGUUCCAUUGCGUAAGGAGUUUUCCGGAGAUCAGAAUCCAUGAGUUGUUCGCGAAGUUGGAGGUCGGUGUUGAUAGUUCUGGGGCAUCCGCUCCAGUUCCUGGCUCCACUGCCGCCGGAGGUGCAUCUUCUUCCAUGCCUACCGUCAGACCGUGUCAUCAGCCGAUAGCAUCCCCUUCAUUCGCAGUGGAUUUAGGCCGAGGAGAGGUCGUUGGUUCUGUAACUUUGGAGAAUGCACCAGUCGAUGAGCCUCCUCACGAUGUGGGCACUGGGGGUGGCCUGUUAACUUAUAUGGAAGGCUUUGGUGGACCCGAUCGAGUAGAGAACGCAAUGUGUGACGAUGACUCUGAGCAGGAGCCUGUUGAUAUCGCAGGGGACAGUGACGAUGAGACAGGUGCAAAUCCACAUACGCAGAAUAUGCCUUCAAGUUCUGCCUCUCAACAGUACCCUCCACACUUCUCGACACUAAACUUGGAUGCUCUGGCUCAACAGGAGGACGGAGGUAACAUAGUCGGGGGCUCUUCUACAGAAUUUCAGAUCGGGCAAUCAUUCCAAAACAAGGAUGAAGCUGUGCUGAGUGUGAAGGACUAUAGCAUCCGGCGAGGUGUUGAGUACAGAGUCAUUGAAUCAGAUCAUCUGAAGUAUCAUGGAAAAUGCAAGGAAUUCGAGAAGGGUUGUACUUGGUUGAUUCGAGUAGCCCUUCAACAUACAUCCAUCACUAAAACCAUCAAAUAUAACUUAUAA
This is a messenger RNA of Arachis duranensis, 1026 nucleotides long. RefSeq lists its product as uncharacterized. The record is from RefSeq and is a predicted model, not a curated record. The transcript has a single exon. Bases 1 to 1026 code for a protein of 341 amino acids. NCBI's taxonomy places the organism in Eukaryota, Viridiplantae, Streptophyta, Magnoliopsida, Fabales, Fabaceae.